Molecule: messenger RNA, 1524 nt
Organism: Rotaria sp. Silwood2
Lineage: Eukaryota; Metazoa; Rotifera; Eurotatoria; Philodinida; Philodinidae
Source: the annotation of a GenBank genome assembly
AUGGCAACAAAAUAUUGUGGAACAUUCCUCCAUAGAAAUUCUUCAAUAUUAUCUUCACAUUCAAAUCAUUCACAUAUUAGUGAUGCUGAAUGGAUAACAAAUAGUAUAUCAUUAAUUAUAUUUGUUUUUGCAUUUAUUGGAAAUACAGCUGCACUUAUUGUUAUGUUUGGUUCGAGAGGACCAAUACGAUUAACAAACAAUAAAUAUUUAGCUAAUUUAGCAUGUGCAGAUUUAUUACGUGCAUGUUUUAUGCCGUUUACUAUAAUUGCAAGAAUGAAAAGAAACUUUAUGUUCGGAAAGAUGAUUUGUUUAAGUGUAGCUGUGGAUGUUUUUACUCUUGUUUGUAUAAGUAUUGAACGUUAUUUAGCUAUAUGUCGUCCAUUACUUAUAUUAAAACUUCAAUCGUUUCGAUUUUCUAAUCUUCUUAAUGGAUUUAUUCUAUUUUUAAUAUGGUCAUUAGGUCUUUUGACAGCUUUACCAAAUUUAUAUAUGUAUAAUUUAUGUUCUUUGCCUACACCUGGUCGUUAUAAAUGUGAAAAAACAUCCCCACAUGAAUUCGAUGAAAAACUUUAUAUGAUCGCUUUAGAUGCUUUUUAUUUUGUGAUACCAAUGGUUGUCAUGAUUGUUCUUUAUACAUUAAUUAUUCGAAAAAUGUAUAGAAAUAGUACAGCAGUACAAAUGAGAUCAUUUAAAAAUAGUACUCACAGUAAAAUUCGUUCAAAUUCUUCAUCUCCUCAAUUAAUUCCUUUUACUAAACGUUCUAAAUUAAAAUCAAUAAAUUCUGAUUUAAUUGAAAAUAAAAGAAGAGAAUCAUCAAUUUAUGAAAAAUUUGGUCAACGAUUAUCAUUUCAUAGUAGCACGAAAUCAAAAUCAGGUUUAAGUGAAGAUGGUCAAAUACAAAAUCCUGAAUUAGAUAUUUCGAUAACAAAACAACAAUAUAAUCGAACAUAUGCAAUAUCUCAUCCAAUAACUCAAAUUUUAUCUGAUGAUAAUCAUUUUCUAAAUAAUUAUAAUAAUAAAAGAAAAAAAUAUUUUCAUCGUUUAAAUUCUCAAAAAACUAAUACUCCAUGUCGUUGUUCACCAUCACAAGGUUUAUGUCGUACCGAUCGUAAUCGACGUAAAGCACUUAAACUUUUAAUAACAUUAAUUAUGGAAUUUUUUAUUUGUUGGACACCAUUAUUUAUUUAUCAUACAAUUGGAACAUUUAAUAAAAAUUUUUAUCGUUCAACACCAAAUAUUUUUGUUGAUUUAAUACUUCUUUUUUCAUUUGCAUCAGCAUCAUGUAAUCCAUUAACGUAUUAUUUUAUGUCAAAACGUUACCGAUCAGCUUUAUAUGCUUAUUUACGAUGUUGUUCCUUUAAUGGAAAUCAACAAAUAUUUAUUAAUCACAAUAACCAACAACCACAUUAUAUAAAUAAACCUUUACGUUCCAAUCAAAAAGAAAAUUCUCCUGAGUUAAAACACAAAGCACAACUAGAAAUUGAUACUCAUGAUAAUUCUCGAUUAAGAGCUAAAACAUAUUAG